AUGUUGACCUGUUCCUCUGUGGCCAUGACCAUGUUUCGCAGCAUGCGCAGCACGAGGGCAUCCAUGUCCUUGCCGCUGGCGCGGUGUCUUCAAGCGGGGACAGGACGCGUUGACGAUCCAAGAGUGGAUUUCUUCCAUGGGCGAGCGCCUGUCUUUGCGAUGUUUACAGUAUCACAUGAGGCGAUCCAAGGUGGUUUCAGGUCAAGCAGCAAUGCCUCAUGGCUGUUUCGCUACAAGCAGGGGUCAGGCCAGCGGGAGGCCCGAAUUCAAAAUCAUCUUGACAAUACCUCGUUUUGA
This is a messenger RNA of Symbiodinium pilosum, 297 nucleotides long. Lineage: Eukaryota; Dinophyceae; Suessiales; Symbiodiniaceae. The record is from the annotation of a GenBank genome assembly.